Messenger RNA from Epinephelus moara (kelp grouper), 2364 nucleotides. RefSeq names its product zinc finger protein 836. The coding region runs from base 378 to 2345 and encodes 655 amino acids. The record is from RefSeq and is a predicted model, not a curated record. Gene Ontology annotation, molecular function: RNA polymerase II cis-regulatory region sequence-specific DNA binding; DNA-binding transcription activator activity, RNA polymerase II-specific. Gene Ontology annotation, cellular component: nucleus. Lineage: Eukaryota; Metazoa; Chordata; Actinopteri; Perciformes; Serranidae. Gene Ontology annotation, biological process: regulation of transcription by RNA polymerase II. The transcript is spliced from 2 exons.
GUCAGUGGGCGCCAUCAACAACAUGAUGGUGGUUUUAAUUAAGGAAUUCAUAGGGUUUUACUUAUUGUAGUGUGCUGAAUUGUGUCUCAGUUGUCUCCAGCUGUACAGAUGGAUUCGCUUCAGACACAAAUCUUGGACAGAGGCUGAUUUAUAAAGGAUGUAGUUCCCUGAAAACCCGGAACAUCACAGACAAGUUGACGUUGACGCUAAUGUUAGCUGUUUGUAUUUUUAAGUAACGCUCAGUAACUGAUCGAAACAUCACCUUCUGGUUUGGAUUCAUAAUUUUAUUUCACCUCUGCUCUGAGCUGCAGGAGGCAGUUCUUGGUCCAGCACUUUGGGACAGAGACCACCCAGAGGUUUGCCUUGACCAGCUCCUUAUGUCUGAAGACUCGAGCAGUGAUGAAGAAUGGGGUUCAUCCACAGAAUGGAAGAUGGAUGAUUCUAACAGAGAGGGGAGAUGUUGGGAAUGUGGCAAGAAAUUCAGCAAAAUGACAAACUUGAUGUUGCAUUACAAAAGCCACGACAUCAAAGCCACCUGCUACAUCUGCGAGGUUACUUUCCGACGCCUGACUUCUCUCUCCAUGCACCUGGAGAAUGUGCACUUGCCACCCCUCUGCAAAAAGUGCCCUCAGGCUUUCGGUAAUGUGUGGGACCUCAACAAGCAUGCUGAAACACAUUACACAAGCUCAACGCCGUUACAAGAAGCUCCCUCUUUGAUUUCUGAGGUCACACAUCAGAGUCAGAAUAGUAACAACUCUCCUGAUAACACGACAGCACAGCAAAGCACAGCCUUAAUGCCGCGCGACUCAGUGUCAGAGUUGAGGUCUCAACAAAGAAUUGAGGUGAACACAGAGACAUCUGAAAACAGCGUAGAGUAUACAGUGGGUGAAGAUGACAAAGAUAUUGACAUGGAAAGUGAUGGUGAGAAAACAGACGAUUCAGCAAGCUCUGAAUCUGAUGACAAAGAUAAGACACGCUCUAAACUUGCAGUCUUGCGUCCAGCUGAUCCCGAAACAGGCUCAAGUUCAACCAAUGAUUCCACUGAUUCUUCUAGUAGUUUGCACUCUAAAAAAACCCCUGCAGCCCCUCCUAAUGUUAAUAGUCCAAUGUGUGCUGCGUGUGGUCGGGGGCCAUUUCGAUCAAUGAAGCUCCAUUUGCUGCACUGUAGUGGUGUAAGGGUAAAAUAUCAGUGUUCAGUAUGCAAGAACGUCUUUGUAACUGAGAAGUCUCUUAAGGAGCACUACAUGCCUUUGUAUACCUGUGAAAUCUGUGGCCAGGUUUUCCCUCAGGAGCGCUUGUACCAUCUCCACCAGUGUCCCAAGACAAACAAACCGCCGCUGGCCCUCUUUUGUUCCGAGUCACUGCCGCAAGCGUGUAACAUUUGCAAAUGUUUUUUCACCUCGGAGAAAUAUCUGCUAGGCCAUGUCACCAGAGUCCACACAUCAGUGGUGAGCACCAAAGUGUGUAUUAUCACCAAUCCAUCAGCGCUCGCUGGUAAAAAAGUUUCACCAGGUGUCCGAGGCACAGCAGUGCAGUCAGCCAUCACUAGUCCACAUGUGGUCAGUCAGCUCAUGAAUGGAAAGCUCUGUGCUGGCCAGACCUAUGCAGGGUCUCUGUCCACUGCUGUGAAAUCUAGCCCUUCCUCUCUUUUGACCUCCUCUUCCUACCCGGGCAGACCCCCUGCCACUAUAUGCAUGGCGUCUGCUGCUGCUCCUAUCAGAUCAGGAGAAGACUUUGCUCUAGCUCCAAACAGCCAACUUAGAAGCCAUCUGUCUGCACCUUUAUUUGUUCCUCCUGGUGCCACUGACACAACUCCAUCUACUGAGGCCUCUGACCCCGUCACUCCACCAACGCCGACCAUUCUGGCCAUGUUUGAGAACGACAGCCACGACGUCGCUUUGAUGAAACGUAUGAACACAGGCUGGCGCUCCAAGGCCGCCUACCCCUGCAGGCAGUGCGGUGCCAUCUUCCGGCAGCCCUCCCUCAUCAUCAGCCACCGCUACCUCCACCGAGGCCACCGCUCACACCAGUGCCAGUGCGGCCGAGCUUUUAAGCACCGGCUGCACCUGCUGCGACAUUGCAUUCAGCAUGCAGAGACUGUAAGCUACAUCUGUGUCAGCUGCGGAGAGACUUUCACUGGAGCAAAACUCUUAGCCGAGCACGUAAGUGGCAAAUCACAGAAGAAAUCUCGUUCUGGACGGACAUUAAAAUGUAAAGCGAAGAGAGAGUGCAGAAUUCCCUUUACAUGUGACUGUGGACAACUCUUUUUUAGGCCUUCAGCUUACAUAUGGCAUCAACUUAAAAACAGGACAAAAACAAAACGAUCGAAGAAACCCUUGGAAUGAGACAGCAGACACAUCUCUU